Molecule: messenger RNA, 3372 nt
Organism: Maylandia zebra (zebra mbuna)
Lineage: Eukaryota; Metazoa; Chordata; Actinopteri; Cichliformes; Cichlidae
Source: RefSeq, a predicted model, not a curated record
UCUGCAAUGCAUCCUGGUCCUACUCCUGCCCCUAAGAGUACUACACCAGGAAACAACGACAAUGAAGAGCAAAUUGAGAGUUCACCUUCAGUCGAGUCGAAGUGCACAGAGGUAUGUGGCCAAGGUGACAGCCCACGUUCAUGUUCUAAGAUCAGUUUGGUCAAAGUGUAUCCUGCAGGCCAAAAAGAGAGAGCUAUAAAAAUGUAUGCAGUAAUAGAUGACCAGUCCAACAGGUCACUGGUUAAGUCAGAGUUUUUCAGCCUUUUCAAAAUCAAUGCCAAACCCACUCCAUACACCUUAAAGACUUGCUCUGGCAGAGAACAAACCUCAGGUAGGAGAGCUGUAAACUUCUUCCUCGAGUCUUUGGAUGGAGAGGUCAACAUCCAGCUACCCCCUUUAAUUGAAUGUGACUCUGUUCCAGACAAUAGAUCUGAAAUACCCUCUCCAGAGAUUGCCCAGCAUCACCCACAUCUUCUUCCAGUGACAGAUAACAUCCCACCUGUCGACCACCACGCCCCAAUCCUUUUACUCCUUGGAAGGGACGUCAUCAGGGUCCAUAAGGUACGUGAGCAAAUCAACGGACCCAAUGAUGCACCAUACGCCCAAAGGCUAGACCUGGGUUGGGUUAUUGUGGGGGAGGUGUGUUUAGGAAAAGCGCACAGUCAGUCAGAGGUCAAUGUCUAUAAAACACACACCUUAGAUAAUGGACGUGCAUCCUAUUUUGAGCCUUGCCCAAACACAAUUCACGUUAAAGAGAAUUAUGGGGUCACUAUGAAUGCAACCUGCAUCACAGACGAUUUGGGACACUCUGUGUUUGUUAGAUCUGAGGGUGAUAUCAAACAAGCCAUGUCUAUCGACGACAGAGCAUUCCUGACAAUAAUGGACAAUGAAGUUUAUCAAAACCAAGAGAACAGCUGGGUUGCACCUUUACCCUUUCGCUCACAGAGAAGGAGGCUCCCUGACAACAGAGAACAAGCCCUAAAACGCCUCUGCUCUCUCCGAAAGACUUUGGAAAAGAGACCAGAAAUGAAAGAUCACUACAUCCAAUCCAUGCAGAAAACGUUGGAUAACAAUCAUGCUGACCAAGCCACUUGGUUCAUUCCAGCAGCAGACCUGCAGAACAGUACCUGGUUCUCAGGUCCACCCUUUCUGUACUCUGACCCACACACAGAACCACACACUGGUCCUUUCACGCUCAUCGAACCUGAAAAAGACAGAGAGAUACGUCCGGAAAUAAAAGUAAUGAAAACUACUGUAGCAGAGCCACAGUUGGGUUCUGACCGUUUCAAAAAGUACUCAAACUGGAUCACUCUUUGCAGAGUCAUAGCCAGACUCAUUCAUGUAGUUACAUCCUUUGCACAAAAGACAAGUGGACAAAGGGGAUGGAAAGGUUUCGGUGAGACACCGAGCGUCCAAGAACUCACCCGAGCCCAAGUAGUCAUCAUUCGAGCUGUCCAACAAGAAGCUUACAAAGGGACACUUGAAAACAUUAAAGAAGGAAGGAAGGUCAGUGGCAUAUUUGAUGCACUCAAAAAGCUCAAUCCUGUGGUGGACAAAGACAGUCUCUUACGAGUCGGAGGACGUCUUUCCGCCGCCGAUCUCACAGAAAAUGAAAAGCACCCUCUGAUUAUCCCAUCUACCAGCCACAUCGCCAUGCUAAUUGUAACUCACUAUCAUGAACAAGUGGCUCAUCAAGGAAGACACAUAACUGAAGGAGCUAUCCGUGGUGCUGGGUACUGGAUAAUUGGAGGGAAGCGGCUUGUGUCAUCUGUCAUUCAUCGGUGUGUCACAUGUCGCAAGUUGCGAGGCAAAAUGCAGAUCCAGAAAAUGGCAGACUUGCCCGCAGACCGAGUCACCCCUGAACCACCCUUUACCACUGUAGGCCUAGAUGUAUUUGGGCCAUGGACUAUUGUGACGCGUCGUACAAGAGGUGGUUGUUCCCAGAACAAACGUUGGGCUGUGUUAUUCACAUGCAUGUCAACUAGGGCUGUGCAUAUCGAACUGAUAGAGACUAUGUCUGCUGAUAGUUUUAUCAAUGCAUCAAGAAGGCUCUUCUCUAUUCGGGGCCCAGCCAAGUUUCUGCGCUCAGACAGAGGCACGAAUUUUGUGGGCGCUUGUAAGGAAUUAAACCUAAACUCCGGGAACAAAGCGGUAGGAAAGUACCUGCAAGAGAGAGGGUGUUUGGACUUUCAAUCCCCCUCAUGCGUCUCACAUGGGAGGCUCAUGGGAGCGCCUUAUAGGCGUUGCCAGGCGCAUUCUGGAUGCAAUGUUGUUACGAACUGAACAAACACGUCUUACUCAUGAAGUGUUGUGCACCUUCAUGGCCGAGGUGAUGGCAAUUAUUAAUGCAAGGCCUCUUGUCCCCAUAUCCACUGACCCUGACAGUCCUGCAGUACUCACUCCAGCAGUGCUACUAACGCAGAAGAUGAGUGCUGUGUCUGCUCCACUUGGGAACUUUUCAUCAGGGCAGUUGUUUGGGAAACAAUGGAAACAUGUUCAACACCUUGCUGAUACCUUUUGGAAAAGGUGGAAAGGAGAAUAUUUGUCCACCUUACAAAGUCGUGCAAAAUGGACAGAGACUAGACCUAAUGUCAAACAAGGAGAUGUGGUCCUGCUAAAGGACUCCCAAGCCAGCAGGAACGAAUGGCCCAUGGGACUAAUAGUAAAAACAUUCCCCAGCAGCGACAAGAAGGUCCGAAAAGUGGAAGUGCGGACUGUAAAAGAUGGGACUGUUAAAAUGUUUCUCAGAGCAGUUUCAGAGAUUGUUGUUUUUCUUGCAGAGACUGAAUGAAUAUUCUUCAAUGCUAAAUGAUGUUUGAAUAUGUUGUAUUGAUGUUUAUUGUGAUAUAAUGUGUGUAUAUCAAGCGGGGAGUGUUAUGCCUUUUGGUCAAAAGUCAGUAGUUAGUGCAUAGUCUGAUUAAGUUACAUAAGCAAAGUGAUAAAUAAGUUCAAAGUUAAGAAAUAUUAUAAGUGAUUCAUGCUAAAAACAGUUAAAAUGUAUGGGUUUGUAAUUUGCUCAGAGUGAGACAUCGUUAUCACAAGCGAUCUUUGUAUUGUAUGUGCGGAAAUGGGAGCGAGGGAGCGCUCUGAUCAUUAACAUAUCUUUGACGUAUUUUCUCCGUUAAUGCCGUGAAAAGUGUUUCGGCAGUAUUAAAAGAGUGAACGAGUUCAUGUACACGCUAAGAGUGCCCUACACGCUUGUACCUUGGGAAACGUUCGUCUUUUUACAAAUAAGAAUUAGCAAGGAGAAGCCUUGAGAGACAUAAGGCUUUAAAGGAUCUUCAUUAAAAGCAAGAAAAGCAAGCCUUGUGUGGAAGAUCUCCUCUAUUUUGUUCGCUAGCUGUCUAGCUUCACAUGGUCACGUGUCGUGAG